AUGGUUCACCUCCACCCUAUCCUCGCCCUUUGUGCGACCCUUCUACUUCCGGGUACUGCUGUUGCUCAGGAGAAAGAGGUCAGGCCGAAUCUGGCUCUCGAGCAGUAUGAAUCGGGCGCAGUGCACGAGUGGCUGAUGUCCAAGAAGAAGAAAUCGUGGGACAGGCAGCGGGAUGCGGGUCUGCUGGAAAGCAGCCAAUACCCGGCGCUUGGCUAUACCGCUUGCAAGAAUGGUAUUGCCGAGGCCAUCCCCGGAGACAAGAGCAACACCUUCAGGUGCAACAAUGCCGACUUGUAUUCCUUCCUAUCCCACUCAGACCUUGGUAGCAAAGAUGGCGAGGGCUCUUCCUCGUGGGGUUGGACGUCCGACGACGGAAGGGAAUUCGUCGCCGUAGGCCAGGCUGAUGGUACUGCCUUUGUCGAGAUCACCGCUGAGGGCCAGUUGGUGGUGUUUAAGAACUACGCCAUCAUCGGCUCCGAGGCCGUGGGCCACGGCAUCCAGAUCUUUGACUUGACGAAACUUCUCGACAUUGACCCCGCAAGCCCCGUUGUGUUCGACGCGAAGAAGGACCUCACCGGCCACUUCUCCGACCUCCCCGUUGGUCGUACCCACAACGUGGUGGUCAACGAGGAGCGCAACUACGUCGUCAGCGUCGGAGCGGCGCCGCGAGACUCGGCGUGCCGUUCGGGACUCAUCUUCAUCGACCUGACGGAUCCGUCCGACCCUUGGUCUCCCGGGUGCGCUCCGGGCGACGGUUACGUGCACGACGCGCAAUGUCUCGUCUACAGGGGCCCCGACAAGAGGUACGAGGGCCGCGAGAUCUGCUACGGCUACAACGAGGACACCCUCACCAUCUACGACGUCGAGGACAAGAACAGCACCAACAUCAUCUCGCGCACCUCGUACGCAGGCGCUAGCUACACGCAUCAAGGAUGGGUACUGGACGUCAACAAUCAGGAGUUCCUCGUGCUCGACGACGAGCUUGACGAGGCGAACGCGGUCGGUCCCGGUGCUGACGGGUAUCCGGUCACCUACAUUUGGGAUAUCCGCGACCUGAAGAAGCCGAAGCAGACGGGUAUUUACAAGGCCAAGACCAAGUCCAUCGACCACAACCACUACGUAGUCGACGGUCUUAUUUACCAAUCGCACUACGGAGCGGGCCUGCGCGUCCUUGAUGCCACGUCGAUUCCCCGAGACCCUACGGGCGCCAGCAUCUGCGAGGUGGCCCACUUUGAUAUCUACCCCGAAGAUGAUGGCGAGGUUGGUGGUGGAAUAGUAGAGUUUGUUGGCUCGUGGUCGUCCCGUUCCGCCAUCGCGAUGAUUGGGACGCGAGAAUUGCUGCUAGCGGCCCUCGUCGUCCUCUCGGCGCUCUAUCUAAACAACACCCUGAGCAUGGCCACGGCGCGCCUCGGGACUAUCACACACAAGCGCGUCACCCUCCUCAUCGCGCACCCGGACGAUGAAGCCAUGUUCUUCGCGCCGACGGUGAUGGCUCUGACGCGCCCCGAGGCCCGCAACCACGUCACCAUCCUGUGCUUGAGCAGCGGAAACGCCGAGGGACUAGGAGAAAUCCGCAAAAGGAGCUCGUGCAGAGCGCGCUCGUUCUCGGCCUGCGGAGCGAGGAUGAUGUUGCGGUCGUGGACAAUCCUACCGGUCUGGUCCGCAGAAAAAGUCGCAACUCUCCUGCGUGAGACGUUUGCGACCGCUCCCGGCCAGAGACACACGCUCGAUGUUCUCAUCACGUUUGACUCCCAGGGCGUGUCCUCUCAUCCCAACCACAUCUCGCUCUAUCACGGCGCCAAGACAUUUGUCGCGUCGCUCGUCGAGAAGCCACUGAGUGGGAAUGGGCUUCCCGUUGAUCUUUACACGCUUACUACCGUCGGCUUCCUACGAAAGUAUGCCGGUGUACUCGACGCUGUGUUCAAGGUGGCGGUAGACCGCGUAGCUGGUGCCGGAGGCACUCGUGGCGAACUCGGCAAGUCCGACGGGUUGCCCGCGUCGUCGACAGGCCUGACGUUUACUCACGGCUGUGGAAGAAAGGGCUGGGGCACGGCGCGGGAGGCAAUGACGGCGGCCCACGUUAGCCAGAUGAAGUGGUUUCGUUAUGGCUGGAUCGUCUUGAGUCGGUACAUGUACAUAAACGAGCUUCAGCUAGAAAACUAA
Molecule: messenger RNA, 2163 nt
Organism: Parascedosporium putredinis
Lineage: Eukaryota; Fungi; Ascomycota; Sordariomycetes; Microascales; Microascaceae
Source: the annotation of a GenBank genome assembly